Molecule: messenger RNA, 2459 nt
Organism: Notolabrus celidotus (New Zealand spotty)
Lineage: Eukaryota; Metazoa; Chordata; Actinopteri; Labriformes; Labridae
Product: S1 RNA-binding domain-containing protein 1-like
Exons: 16
Coding region: 131-1912 (593 amino acids)
Biological process (GO): translation
Molecular function (GO): mRNA binding; structural constituent of ribosome
Source: RefSeq, a predicted model, not a curated record
CCUUUAAGAUUUGGGAUUUGCUCAUUGGUUGGACUCGUACUGUUGCAGGAAGCAGGUAGUCCUGCUUCACUUGUUACAGUUUCCGACGGCAUACCAACAAACAACUUGAACAUUACUAAGAGUUGAGAAGAUGAUGCGAAGACCCCGAACAACAACUGCCAAGGUUGUGGAGAUCAUAGACAUAGACUCCGACCUGUCCACCACACAGAUAAUUAGUAGUGAUGAGAAUGGUGAGGAAUGGAGGCCAUCAGAGCCCAAGCCAAAAGCCGCCAGCAAGACUGCCAGUGCUCCUGCAGCCGGGGAGAAGAAAGCAGCUGCCAAGAGAACUGCCAAUGUAUUGGAGGGAUAUGCAUCUUUGGAAAGCCAUACAAGGUCCACCACACAGAUAAUUAGUAGUGAUGAGAAUGGUGAGGAAUGGAGGCCAUCAGAGCCCAAGCCAAAAGCCGCCAGCAAGACUGCCAGUGCUCCUGCAGCCGGGGAGAAGAAAGCAGCUGCCAAGAGAACUGCCAAUGCAUUGGAGGGAUAUGCAUCUUUUGAAAGCCAUACAAGGUCCACCACACAGAUAAUUAGUAGUGAUGAGGAUGGUGAGGAAUGGAGGCCAUCAGAGCCCAAGCCAAAAGCCGCCAGCAAGACUGCCAGAGCUCCUGCAGCCGGGGAGAAGAAAGCAGCUGCCAAGAGAACUGCCAAACCAAAAGAACCAAAAGAACCCAAAGAACCUAAAGUGCCUAAAGAGCCUAAGCCAAGGGCACCCCGCAAGCCUGCAGCAGAGCGAAAACCACAGGCCCGUAAAGCCUUGACGAAAUCUGCUGCACCUGGAUUGGCUGUAGCAAAGAGGAAAAUAGAUGAUGAGGGCCAAAAUAAGGAAGGAGAAAAACAAACAGGUGGUCCAGAAGAGAGUGGACCAAGUGCUGGAAUAAAGAAGGAGAGGUUGUCAUUUUCCCCACGAGGACCCAACAAGACGUACGGAGGGGCAGGUGAAGGGUCGUCAAUGGCUUUUCUUAAAGCCAAGAAAGAGGAGAUAGAGGAGGAGGAUUUCACAUUUGGUGAGCCCUGUCUAAAGAAACAGAAGACCAUGGGUUCCGGCAUGGGACGACCAACUGCUCUCCCACCAUCAUCAGCCAACGCUCUGAGAAAUGAACUGGGUAUGAACUGGGACCUGAUAGAGCUGCUGUCCAUCUUGACAUGUGUGGAGCAAUGGGUGUCUGUGAAUAUCAUUUCUCUGCUUCGUGAGGAGAACACUGUGCCUUUCAUGGUCCGCUACCGCAAAGAGAUGAUUAACCACAUGGACGCCGAUGCUGUCCGAGAUGUCCAGCUGGUGUAUGAAGAGUUACGCUCUCUAGCCAAGAAGACCCAGUCUGCUAUUCAGACCCUGAAGAAGGACGGGGUUUUGACAACUGAGCUGGAACAGGAUCUGAGAAGCUGCCGGUCAGCUGAUGAACUGGAUCAUGUGUACUCUCCCUAUAAAAAAGGCAGUAAGCUGACAAAGGCUCGCAGGGCCAAAGCGCUGGGUCUUGAGGAGGCUGCUUCAAUCCUGCUGGACUCGCCACACACUCUGGAUUUAAGGGCAUGGGUAAAGCCUGGUUCUGAGGGUCUGUCUUCAGUGGAGGAAGUGUCUACAGGUGUGGAGCAUAUCUUAGCUGACAUGAUAGCUAAAGACCCAGAGACUCUCACCUUCAUCAAAACAUUGUGCGAGAACAGCUUUGUGCAAAUCCAGUCCUCCGUGUCCAAGUCAGCACUAAAAGGAAAAGAGCCUGACAAGACUGCCAAAGGCCACCAAAAACCAGGGGCACAGCAAAACAAAAACAAGGACAUUGACAAGUUCCAUCUCUACUUUGACUUCACCUCUAACAUCCAAUCCAUACAGUCCCAUCAGACCCUGGCUAUUAACCGAGGAGAGAGUCUGAAGAUUUGACGGUGAAGGUGAACAGUCCUGACAAGGUGAAAAGUGACUUCAUCAAGUGGUGCAUCAACGCCAGGUGGAGGCCGAAGACUUUUGCAAAGAGAAGAGCUACUCACCAUCCUCAAGAAUGCAAGUAGAGGAUUCUUAUAAAGGCUUAUUCUGCCUUUCCUCACCAGGACCUACAGGAGUAAGCUGACAAGUACAGCAGAGAAGGAGUCAAUCGCCAUGUUUGUGAGGAACCUCCGCCAGCGCCUGUUGGUUUGUCCAGUCAGGGGCUGUGUCAUCAUGGGGGUAGACCCUGGCUUUAGACAUGGCUGCAAACUGGCAGUUCUCUCCCCUACCGGUCAGAUCCUGCACACUGAUGUCGUUUACCUGCACAACUCCGGCCAGAAUAGAGAAGCAGAGAAACUGUGCUAUCUUAUGAUGAAAUACAGCUGUACCAGGGUUGUCAUAGGCAAUGGGACAGCAUGUCGGUGAGACUGAGUCCUUCUAGCUGACCUCAUCUCCAGGCGAUGUUUCCACCCCUGGACUUGUCCUACUGGUAAGGUCCCCCAUCAGU